Messenger RNA from Gastrolobium bilobum, 1675 nucleotides. RefSeq lists its product as uncharacterized. Gene Ontology annotation, molecular function: ATP-dependent peptidase activity; ATP binding; metalloendopeptidase activity. Gene Ontology annotation, biological process: proteolysis. NCBI's taxonomy places the organism in Eukaryota, Viridiplantae, Streptophyta, Magnoliopsida, Fabales, Fabaceae. The transcript is spliced from 7 exons. The record is from RefSeq and is a predicted model, not a curated record. The coding region runs from base 10 to 1071 and encodes 353 amino acids.
UUCGAUGAAAUGGGCGCUUUGCCUUUGAUGCAGUGUGUGGGUGUGGGUGUGGGUGUGAUAUCAUACCCCAGGCAACUGAAACUUGUAUCUUGUGAAUUUAGGGUCAGAAUCCGAUGUUCCUCUAACGUUGGGGUCUGUCGGCGACAAGUGUUGGAGAAAGUGGAUAAGGAGCUUACAAACGGGGAUGAUAGAGCUGCGCUCGCACUUGUCAAGGAUUUACAGGGUAAGCCUGGUGGGCUUCGAUGUUUUGGUGCAGCCAGGCAGGUGCCUCAAAGGCUUUACACCUUGGAUGAAUUGAAGCUAAAUGGAAUAGAAACUUUAUCUCUUCUAUCACCGGUUGAUACAACUCUUGGUUCGAUUGAGAGAAACCUGCAAAUUGCUGCAAUUGCUGGAGGGCUUACUGCAUGGAAUGCCUUUGGAAUUUCCCCACAACAAAUCUUUUAUAUUUCAUUGGGAUUGCUAUUUUUAUGGACACUAGACUCGGUGUCUUUCGGUGGAGGUCUUGGUAGCUUGGUUGUUGAUACAAUUGGUCACAGCUUCAGUCCGAAAUACCACAAUAGGGUUAUUCAACAUGAAGCUGGCCAUUUUUUAAUUGCUUAUCUGGUAGGAAUACUUCCCAAAAGAUAUACUCUUUCUAGUUUGGAUGCUCUGAAGAUGGAGGGAUCUCUCAAUGUUCAAGCGGGCACAGCCUUUGUGGAUUUUGAGUUUCUCGAAGAAGUAGGUUGCUUUAUUUACGUGAUUAUUUCAGUUAAUUCGGGCAAAUUAUCAGCUACAACAUUGAACAAAUUUUCGUGUAUAGCAUUGGCUGGUUUGUCCGCUGAGUAUCUUAUAUAUGGUUUUGCUGAAGGAGGUCUUGAUGAUAUAAGAAAGUUGGAUUCAUUGCUCAAGGGCCUGGGCUUCACACAGAAGAAGGCAGAUUCUCAAGUUAGAUGGUCUGUGCUGAACACAGUCUUACUUUUACGUCGACAUGAAGCAGCUCGAGCUAAGCUUGCUGAGGCCAUGUCCAUGGGAAACUCUGUAGGAGCCUGCAUUGACAUUGUAGAGAAUUCUAUCGAUGUUUCAGAGCUCUAACUGAAGCUGGACGCCCUUGAUAAUUCCCUUCACCACCUCUAAAUUGUGCUCCUGGAUAUAUUGAUUCAGAUUUCCAGAAACUUCCAUUUUGUGUUACCCUGCUCAAUUCUUCUGGGAGAAAAAUGUGAAUGAAUAUCUUUUGUUACAGUGGAAAGAGGUAAAUCAAUAGUGUCUUGAUUCUUCUGGUUAGCACUUUCGGAGGCUUUAUGUGUGAAAGAUCACUUUUGAAUAGAGAAAAGAACAAGUGAUACAACCCUUCAAAGUAGUCUAAAUUUAAGAGGAUGGACUUGUCAAUAAAUUUAUAUUUUUGAGGUAUUCUUAUUAAAUAGCUCAUCAUUAUCGUUGAAACAUAUUUAAAUUCAUGCAUGGGGUAAUACAGCAUCAAGAUCAUGACCAUUGUUUGAAGAUUUCAACCAAAGAAAUCCCAGUCUUUGACCCCGUUGCUGAGGCUUUAUCCCUAUUCGCUGGCAUCUUGGUUAGCUAAAGUUUUCUUUUCUCUGCUAAAUUUUCUCUCUCUCUUAUGAUGUGUAAUGUUUCCAUUGAUUGGAUGUACUGAAUCAUAGUACAACAGUAGUACUAAGAAUUUAUUCUUAAUUUAGAUCAU